This is a messenger RNA of Notolabrus celidotus (New Zealand spotty), 1371 nucleotides long. It is a transcript of the gene ctso, whose product is annotated as cathepsin O. Gene Ontology annotation, molecular function: cysteine-type endopeptidase activity. Lineage: Eukaryota; Metazoa; Chordata; Actinopteri; Labriformes; Labridae. The transcript is spliced from 8 exons. The coding region runs from base 83 to 1192 and encodes 369 amino acids. Gene Ontology annotation, cellular component: lysosome. The record is from RefSeq and is a predicted model, not a curated record.
UCUCUCACCUUUUCCGCAACCAAAACUUUUGUAUCAACUUCAAAAUUCACUGACAGCUUUUCAGUGGAUAUUUCUUCUUCAAAUGAAGGUCGAACUACAGUAUUUAGUUGUUACAGCGACUGUUUGCACACUCCUGUUUUCUUCAUGUUGUCUAAAUGUGAGCACGGAUGAGACUCGCGCUGGUUCUGGUCCUGGUUCUAACAGCCCUGCAGUGAACUUCGCCGCGUUCAGGGAACACUUUGACCGCGUGUAUGAUGUAAACAGUGAGGAAUUCCACCGUCGUCAUCUCUAUUAUCAGGUGGGAGAUAAAAACAAGAGGGAGACAGAGACGUGCAGAGGAGGAACUGUUGACACUUUCUGCACGCUCAUGAACUCAAAGAACUCUAUACAGCGGCAUGCAUACCUCAAAAAUGUCUCCUUAACACCACAGUCAGCACAGUAUGGCAUCAAUAAGUUCUCAGACUUCUCACAGGAGGAAUUUAAAGAUCUCUACCUGCGAGCCACGGCUGACAGAGCUCCUCCCUACACUGGGCUGAAGACUGAGGGGCUGCCAGCCAAAUUUGACUGGAGGGAGAAAGCAGUGGUGGCACCGGUCCAGAACCAACAAGCUUGCGGGAGUUGUUGGGCAUUCAGCGUCGUUGGUGCCAUGCAGUCUGUCCAUGCCAUCCAAGGCUCCCCAUUAACCCAGCUCAGUGUACAGCAGGUUCUGGACUGCUCCUACCAAAACAAAGGCUGCAAUGGAGGCUCCACUGUCCGGGCUCUGAAUUGGUUGAAGCAGACCAGAGAAAAAUUGGUGCCUCAGAAAGAGUAUCCCUACAAGGCCAAGACGGGAAUCUGCCAUUUUUUCCCUCAGUCACAUGGCGGUGUUUCAGUGGAGAACUUUACUGCUCAUGACUUCAGUGGUCAAGAGGAGGCCAUGAUGGGUCAGCUGGUGGAGAAAGGUCCCUUGGCUGCUAUCGUGGAUGCUGUCAGCUGGCAGGAUUACCUGGGUGGAAUCAUUCAGCACCACUGCUCCAGCCAAUGGUCUAACCAUGCCGUCCUGGUUGUUGGAUACAACACUAUGGGAGAUAUUCCAUAUUGGAUAGUGCAGAACUCAUGGGGAACCACAUGGGGGAAUGAGGGGUACGUUUAUAUAAGAAUCGGUGGCAACGUUUGCGGUAUCGCGGAUUCUGUGGCAGCAGUCGUUCUUUGAUGAGAUGUGUUUAUUUUAGUUCUGCCAUCAUGUUUGCGUAAGUGACUGCGUGUGUGUUUACUGCUGCCAAAAUUUCAAUCAUCUGUUUGCCUUCAAGUGUCACUUUAAACAGUGUUUUUUAUUGUAAUGUCACCAUGUUACAUCACCAACACAAAAUAAAUCACUUCAUAUGCUGAUAA